Sphaerulina musiva SO2202 is the source of this 9753-nucleotide messenger RNA. RefSeq lists its product as uncharacterized. Bases 365 to 8143 code for a protein of 2592 amino acids. The record is from RefSeq and is a predicted model, not a curated record. The transcript is spliced from 3 exons. Lineage: Eukaryota; Fungi; Ascomycota; Dothideomycetes; Mycosphaerellales; Mycosphaerellaceae. Gene Ontology annotation, cellular component: cell cortex; site of polarized growth. Gene Ontology annotation, biological process: cell morphogenesis.
CAAGACUCAGAGCCGCGACAACGCAGGAGGCGAGGCAGACAGGAGGGUACAAGCGAGCGCGAGCGCGAGCUAGAGGUAGAAGAUCAACGUCCCUGGCUGGACUUGCAACUCUUUCACACCACACAUCCAUCACACGAUCCACAUAGGUCGAGAAAUUCCGUUUUCCGUGGGAAAAGAAUAUCUGGCAGCCUGGCGACGGGAGUAUGGUGGGACAGCGCUGUGCACACGACUCGUUGCCUGCGACUGCUUCCAUUUCUGUUCCCCGGUCCAUCCCAGUUUCAAAGCGGCCGGCCAGAAACACGACCCUGCGGCGGCGAGACUGGGAAUUUUGGUGUUGGAUGGCAUCGUCGGAUGAGUAGUUCAGAUGAUGACUCAGCCAUCUCCUGCCGAAGGCAUUAUUGCUCCCAUCAGUACUGCCAUAUCGCCCGUCCUCUAUCACGAUCCAAACGCCUCCCCUCCGCCCGAGAAGCUGUUGCCGUCGUUCGUUGCGCCACCGACCGCUCCCUAUGUCCAUCCGCCGCCUCCGCAGCCGAACAAUGCGACGAGCCCGAUCCCGGCCACGACCUCUGGCCCCCACUCUACGCGUGAGCCCAGCAUCACGAGAGGACGCGCACUGAGCGCAACCGCCGCACGAAAUGCAUCGCCCCGCGCCGUUACACCAGUCGCACCCUCAACCCGUUCUCACCACCACAAGCAGAGCGUCGACAUCGAGCGCAAGCCCGCCGUCUCCUAUAGCCACCACCGACAAGCGAGCAUCGUCAAUGGCGUGCAGCACUCGCGAAAUCCCAGCCUGAUGGCUUCGGCGAACAGCAGCCCCUUGAGUCCGACCAAGAUCAUGUCUGCCUCUGCGGCAACGUCGCAGGAUAGCGGCCUCCCUGUGCAUCUGCAGAAGAGUCCAUCAAUGUCGCAGCUUGGUGGAAGUUUGAGCACGGGCAGCAGCCCCGUCAAUGGCGUGGCGAUCAAUAAGAGCUUCGACAGCAUUGUAGGACAUCGCAGACCGGAGAGGAUGCACAGUGGACGCGUGAAGAGGACGCACGAGCACAACCGCUCGCAAUCACGGGCUCAUAGUUCUGCAAGUGGCUCGGAGCCGAAAACUGUGGGAGAAUAUGCGCUGCAUCACUUGUUCACAUCGUUCAUUGCAGAGGCCGAUGAGAGGAUUGAUAGGUGCAUGCAAAAGCCGGGAGAGCCAGAGCCGCGAAUUGAGAACAUCUGCGGUGCUGGUGCCGACCAGGCCUUCGACCAGCUCAUUUCUUCGCUUGGGCACAUCAAUCGACACAAGCCAAACUCUCUCAUUGACUCCGUCAUCCACUGGCGGAAGAAGAAGGCCGACGUGGCCAACAACAUGUACACGGAGCUACGAGCAAUGAGAGAAGCAGCUGGCUUGACUCACAGGACCAUGGCGAGUGGCAACACGUAUGCGACGCCGAUGUCACCUCCGAGCGGACAGGAUGUAUAUCUCAUGGAGCAGAAUGUGCAGAUGGCGGACCGGAGAUCGACAGUAUCAAUAUAUAUCCUCUGCCGAGUGCUCAUCGAGAUUAUUGGACAGACGACGGUGAAGGCGCUCAACGGACCAGACAACACGUACAACACCGCAGGACGGCUGGAGGACGUGAUCUAUGGCCAGCUGCAGAGUGCAGAUCCUGACUUGCUCGCCACGUCAGCUGUCAUUCGCGCGAAUUGGGUCAUCAGAGGACAGUUGCUGGGUGUGAUGAGCGGUAUCAGAUUCGAGCAAGUGGCAGACAGAUUUCUUCGAGAUCUCGAGAACGCGCAGAAACGUCUCGGCGUAAAGGGCGUAGUAGACCACAAAUUGGCUGCAAAAACCGCUCUUCUCGUGCAGAGCAUGCGGUGGCUUAAGGUGCGGUCGCAACCUGAGUCAGAAUGGCUGAAAUCGUGCGAAAUGCUUCAUUUGCUGGCGAAGUUCUUUGCGGAAGUGCACGGGAGGAUGAUGAAGCACGCUUACGCCGAAUUGUUCGAGCAUCUACUGCUUCCCGUCGCCGCCACGGCAACGAGCGAGCUGAACCAUCCCAAGUGGAAGGAAGUGGUCGCUAUAAUACAGCCCAAGAUCACCCAAAUGCUAUCCAAAGCCGACCAUUGGCCAUAUGUGUAUCCGUUGCAGGCUGUGCUGUUGAGCGCCUCGCCUGCGGAGCAGUUCGCAACACAAUGGCUGCCACUGGCCGUCAACUUUCAACCCAAGGCGAGAGACCGAGCCGGACGUUCACAUGCCCUCAAGGCGCUGUGCCGGCUGACUUGGCGGUAUCUGUAUCGAUUCGCGGAUUCGUCCAACGCGAUCGUGCGGAAGCUCGAGGAGAUCGUUAAGAUCGUCCUUCAGGGAGGCAAGAGAGUCCUCAUUUCAACCGACCCUAUGAUCGCGGAUCCUCUCAUACAGCUCAUCCGAAUCAUUGGGUUCAAACAUCAGGACUUUUGCUUCCGCACCAUCAUCUUCCCCCUUAUGAAUGCAGAGCUGUUUUCGGGGUCGUCCUGGGGCGCCGAGAAAGACCUCAAGAUCGAGAACUUGGACCCGGAGAAGACUGUGAUUGCGAUUCGUGCCUUCUUAGCCAUCAUGGCUGAUCUCGAGAAGGGAGAAUGUCCGCCCUUCCCUACUCGCUUUGAAUGCGACUCGCUCGUGGAUCCCUCGACGCGGUCGCCCAUUACCCAUCGAAGAACUCGAUCGCAAGGUUUCGCUGUGUCCGCUGGCCGGACUGAGCGCCUAUCACGGCCUGUAAUGACUACGAAUCUCGAUGAUGUCGCAAAAGAAUACUAUGUCAAGUUUUGCAAGAUGCUUGGUCAACUUACAAUCAUCUGCGAUAAUACCUUUGGCGGUCAGGCCGUCCUGGACGAGAAGUUUGCUUCGCAAACAACGCCUAAGACGCCUAUGGCAGAGGCAUUCAUGUUCAAUAAGAGGGACGAUUUGAUGAACCCAAAUGAUGUACGACAACAUUAUUACGAUCUGCUGCACGUUGCUGUCGAGGCGUUGCCGCGAUGUCUCUCGCCGCACUUGCCAAUCAACUCUCUGGUCAAUCUGCUCUGCACCGGCACCGCGCAUGUACAAUCUCAUAUUGCAACGUCCUCGGCGCAAUCUUUAAAAUCCAUCGCUCGACAGUCACACGCACAGCAGGUGACCAUCGGCUUCGCUCGUUUUAUCUUCAAUUUCGACGAUCGAUACGCCACUGUCUCCGAUGGCAGUCUGCUAGGCCCUGGCCACAUUGAGAGCACACUGAAGUUGUACGUGGAACUGCUGCAAAUAUGGAUCGAUGAUAUCCAACAGCGAACCCGUCAAGUCGUGGCAGAGCCGAAUGAUGAAGAAGAAGGAGUACGACCACUACCCCUGGAUCUGUCAGGCAUACUCGCCCACGUCGACGAAGUAGAGUCACAUGGCCUGUUCUUCCUGUGCUCUCCGUCAAGAGCCGUGAGAGCUGUCGCAGUUAAUGUCCUCAGCCUCAUCACGAAGUUUGACACCGCACUGGGUAAGCCUAGUAAUCGUAUCAUCAGUAUCCUCCAAGGCGGCUCGCAGCAGGUCAUUGAUGUCAACGACGAGCGCUUGUCGCUGGCAGAGAGGAGUCGUUUGCAGAAAGGUCUGCGCAAGAGCAACGUAGGUGGAACCUUGGUCGAUUUGUGCAGCAGCGAUGUGGCGCAUGAUCAGAAUCUCUGGUUCAAAGUCUUCCCGAACCUCAUUCGCCUCAGCUCAGAGAUUUGUCUGCAUGCUGUCGCGUUGACGAGGGAGCUCGUCUGUCAGCGAUUGUCGCACAGCUAUCGUGCUAUUGGUGCGUUGGCCGAGGGCCAAAAGGUCAUAGUCUCUGCACUGGAGCAGACUUUCGCAAACGGUAGGCCGGGCCAGCGACUUCACAUCACGCCACCGGAAGUUAUCAUCGAGCAGUGGAAGAUCCAUCUCAUCUUUGCUUGCACUACAUUGACCAACGUGGGAGGCUCGCCGACGCAUCUACCCAUAUCGAGCCAAGCAUCGCAGCAUGCUCGCAAGAGCUCGAAGUCGUCCGCCACCAGCCAGGAGCGCAUCGCAUCAGCCUCAGAGCUCUUCUCGAGAGUCGUACCGUUCCUGUCCGUGACCAACGCUGCUAUUCGAGAUGCGGCCGUCACUGGUCUGGGCGCCACCAAUGCCACGCUCUUCCAAAGCUUGCUGGAGACGCUGCAGCCAUAUGUCAUGGCAUGCAGUCAGGAAGCCAAAGAACGGAUGGCCUCGCAUCAGCGGACUGUGAGCACGAACGUGAGACGGAGUCGGCGUACUGACUUCCUUAGGACGGAGAUCACCCGCCUACUCAGUCUGACAGCACAUUUGCUCCAAAACCCGAACAUAUCCAGUGAAGAGUACGUGUUGCACUACAUGAUGGAUUACACAAAGCAUCUGCGUAUCUUCUUGAGCGAUGCCGAGAUCCAGAGCGAGCUCGAAUUCCAGAAGCUCCGGACAUACUUCUGCAUUCUCGUCGAAGUCUUGUACGACUGCAUCAGGAAGCUCAAAGAUGGCUCCCAGUGGAUGUCGUUCCAAGCAAGGCAAGCAACGUUUUCGCUCAUGGAGAACUGGUGCGGAUUCUCGCCGAAUGAACCUCAACUACGUCGACAGCAGGACCAUGUGCGUCUCUCCAUUCUGGAACGCGAAGGCGACAUGCGCAGUCGAGGCAUCAUCAAUUCCGCCCUCGAGAAGGAGAAGAACGAAUUGAGCGCGGCCGCGCUGAGCUCGAUGGCUUCACUCUGUGCUGGGCCGCUUCGUUUCGUCGCAGACGGCAAGGUACUCAUGCAAUUCGACAUCCGCCGCAUGCUCUCCUGGAUCAGCGCCAUCUUCGAGGCGCCGAGCGACCGCACACAUGCGCUGGGCCGCAAGGCGUUGCAGAACCUCAUCGUCUACAACACCGAUCAGCCUGCAUUGAUGGCGCAGACGAUGCGCAUGUGCUAUGUGGCGCGAGGCAGUAAAGCCCUUGCGAGUUACUUCGAGGUCGUCACCAAGGUGUUGACCGAGAACACCAGUGUGGCGACGCCGUUCUGGAAGAUCUUAUGUGCUGGCCUGUACACUCUCGGCAAUGAGGAUAACGACAUCCGCAUCAAGUCCGCCAAACUACUGCGUGCGUUGGAAGAGCGCCUCCAAAAGACGUCCAAACUGCAAGAUCUGGACAUCAGUGUUUCGGACAAAACCACUGCUGUAUACAAGCUGGCACAGUUUGAGAUUUCCUGCCGUCUGGCGAGCCAGCACCCGGAGCUUGCAUUCCAUGUCUUUUCCGAGUUCUCGGCAUAUUUCAAUGAAUUACAGCCGGAUCACCAGCGGAACAUGGUGUCUGGUAUGCUGCCAUGGAUUCAAAAGAUCGAAUUGCAACUGGAUCCGAACGGGGGACCGACGGGAACGACAUACAUGCUGCUCGUGAAUCUGUUCGAGAUCACAGUCAAGACCGGCAUCACGCUGCACAACGAGAUCCAGGCACUCUGGCAAGCGCUGGCUACGGGUCCGUACGCAGGCAACGUCCAGCUGGUUCUGGACUUCAUCAUCAACAUCUGCUUGGACAAGAAAGAGCAGAAUUUCGUCAUCUACGCGAAGCAGAUUGUGGUGUUCCUGUCCAAAACGCCUGCUGGUGCAAGGGUGGUCGAAUACUUACUGAUGCAAAUCUCCCCGAGGAACAUGGUUGCAGAGCGACGUAAACCUACACAGGCGCCUCUGGAAACACCCACUCUGCAGCUGCCGUAUGUCGCAGACCUCUCUCAGGUAUUGCCCAGUGGCGCGAAGCAGAAUGGCCUGUCACUUGGCCAGCUGAGCAUGAUUCUGCUGGUUGACUUGGUAGUGUCGCCAUUACAGCUACCAGGUGACAAAGUGCCCACUCUGCUACAAGUCAUCCUAGUGCAAUGGGAUCAGCACAUCAGCAUUGUCCAAGAUCAGGCGCGAGAACUCCUUGUGCACCUCAUCCACGAGCUGGUCAUAUCGAAGAUCGAUCCCGGCGCAACCGAGCCUGAUAAGAAGUCGAUCGAGGAUUUCAUCGAGUCCGUGCGACGACAAGACACUAAGAUUGUUUGGUCGUACACUGACAACGAGGUUCGUGCUGGUGAAGAGAACGAUCGCGCGGUGUCUGAACCCAUGUCAUAUGUGGUCGACGAAGUAGUUCGUAUCUUCUCCAUCACGUAUCCUGGUAUUCGUGAAGAAAUGGGUAAGGUGGCCAUGAACUGGGCAACAUGCUGUGCUGUGCGUCACGUCGCCUGCAGGAGCUUCCAGGUCUUCCGCUGUGUAUCGACCACGCUGGAUCCACACAUGCUGGCGGAUAUGCUUGCAAGGCUGUCAAACACCAUCGCUGAUGAUGAGAACCACGAUUAUCUCAUCUUCUCACUCGAGAUCUUGACGACACUGCGGAGUAUCAUUGACGCGCUCGAGCCUUUGAGCUUGCUGCAGUACCCUCAGCUCUUCUGGACGACUUGUGCCGUUUUAGACACAAUCUUCGAGCGAGAGUUUCAAGAGGGUCUUCAUAUGCUGGAGUUGUUACUCAAGAAAAUGGACCUCAGCGAUCCCGCAGUCCUCAAGAUACUCAAUGACAGCAAACCUGCCAAAUGGGAGGCUGGCUUCCAGGGUGUUCAUGCACUCAUAUACAAAGGUGUGCGCUCGAGCAGCUCGAUGAAUCGCUCUCUGCAGAUCAUGGAGAAACUGGUCAAGCUGCCAUCGAGCGACAUUGUGGGAGAUGACGAUCGACUUUUGUUCACUACACUUGCAAAUUUGCCAAGAUAUCUGCACCACUUCAACGAUGAAAGCGAUCUGACAUGUCGGGAGUCAGCGGACACGCUUGCAUUUGCUGCGGAGAGCCAGGACUAUGUCAACCUCUCUAGAGUCCUGACUGGCUUCUCCGAAGGCAAAUACAGAAGUGACAAGGACUUCCUGAUUCAGUGUAUGCAAGCGCUGCGGACAGCGUUUUUUCCCACCCAGGAGUUCCGCAGUCUGGUGUUCCUGCUUGGUAUGGUCAACAAUGGCUCGUCAUGGUUCAAGGUCCAGACCAUGCGAGUGCUCAACGUGAUGAUACCGGAGAUUGAUAUGCAGAAACCAGAGAUUGCUAGCCAAGGACCAGACCUCAUCUCCCCGCUUCUGCGAUUGUUGCAAACUGAGCAUUGUCAACAAGCACUCGGCGUGCUGGACAACGUGAUUGAUAUGACGGGCACACCGCUUGACAAUAAGCAUCUCCGCAUGAGCAUGGCUGGGUCGCACUCGAGCCGCGCAACGCGCAAAGAGUACGACAGCACCAAGAGCUUAUACGGCAUCCCAGAGGAGUCUGGCUGGUCGAUACCAAUGCCAGCCAUCUACUCUCAGCAGACACGGACCAAUGUGCAUGCCGUUUUCUUGACGCUUACAUUUGCAGGCAUGAAUGGUGCCCAGGAUGCUGAGCCACAGUCAACCCCUGAGAUUGAGUUCCACAGGGAAGAGUACCAAGACUCCUACUUCAUCGAUGGACGCACAUCCACCAUGGUUUCUGACGACACAAGAGUGGUCGAUCCCAACAUUGGCGAGCUGGCCGAGAAGCUCGAUAGCUUGGACGACUUCUUCGACGACGGCGAGUCACCUCAACCAGUGACAAAUGGGCGCCAUAUGGCACGAUAUCCGGUCGACGAGCGUGAACAUCUGUACGAUCAGCAGGCGCUUCCCAUUCUACAUCGCUCGCUGAAGCGAAAUGCGAGUGUCACUUCCUUCCAGACGGGCUUUGCUGAGGCGCGCUAUCAGCCACAACCACCACCAGCGAUCAUGAAUCCGACCGCAUUUGCGCAAUCUGCGCACCCUUCGCCAAUGCAACGACCUGGUUUGCAUAACCGUAGCAUCACAUCGCCGGUGAUGAUGGCUAAGACACCCGUUCGACCGCACUACGACAUGAUGUCUGAUGGUGACGCCGAUGCUGAGCCCUUCUCGGAUGGUGAUGAGGAGCAAAAUAUCAGUAGAGCCCACACGAGUGACGACCACUACCAAUUGAGCCAAUAUACGACGAAACCUGCUGCUGGCACAGGUGGAUUCAAAGCGCUUCGGUCGGGUCUGCGGAGGCUCACUAGUAGUGGCCACAAGGACGCGCGCGAGCUGAUUCGCACGACUGCUCAUCAGAAGCCCAAGGUGCCGAAGAUGCCGGCGCCGUAUGCCACUCUGGAGAGGGCGAAUACUUCGCAAGGGCCGUUCAGUGCUGAGCCGUAGUGCGUGGCAGUCACGUGCGGUGGUCAUGGUCUUUUGAUUAGGAGUUUGGGGAGUUUGGGGACGAAGGAGACGAUGUACAGAGCACGGACUGGCAAGCGCCGUCCGUGUACGAAGAGUGAAUAAAGUGCAUUUGCAUGGCAACCCAUGAAGGGACUGUACAAUAUCGCAUAGAUACCCCCUGUUGACAGGCUCAACGAUUGUUCUCAUUGCGGGUUUAUCAACUAACUUUCACUCUCUCGUGCCUCGUCGUCAUGCUGUGUUGUUGCAGGCGCUCUGGUGCUGUAAUUAUUAUUCCGCGCCACAUCAUCUCAUCGUUGUGAUUAUUCUUACGACACCAUCUCAUUCGUCGUCAUCUUCUUUUCUGUCUGGGUAGUCGUCGUCGUCGUCUUGGUCUUCUUUGUCUGGGUAUCAUGGUCGUCAUCGUCUUCUCUGUCUGGGUAUUCGUCUUACUGCGCCUCUCCUUUCGUCCACUUCUUUUUCUCUGUCAUAGCCGUUCUAGUCCUCUCUCCAUCAUCCUCAUUCUCGUCGUCAUUGUCGUCAUCGUUCCCCUGGAGCAAGGAGAGACCAGCGGCGGGAUCAAUCAGAGUGGGUUAACCGCAGCGUGCAUCAUGGACGUCAACUCCACAAGACCCACCCACUUCCACACCUCCCCCUCACCGUCCUCGGAUGGCACAGUCUCUCGGAAUUUCAUAACGCUCUGGUCUGCAAAAAUUUCUCUGGGAAACGCAACGGGGUUCGGCCACUGGUUCAUCUGUACCAGGGCAUGGUAGUCGGUACUGAGCUCGAAAUGGCGCCUCCCUGACGCCGGAAACCACGCACUGUUAACUGGGCUCCUAGUGAUGUGGAUUGUGCGGAUAUGGGGGAGGUGCCCUGGAGGGAUACUCCAAAGCCAUCGAAGGAGGAGUAAUCUAUCUGAAUCGCCAGGUAGCUCGAAUACUGUGUUCGCGUAGUAGGCUUGGACAGCUUGCACCCUCGUGGCGCGGUUGAUGUGAAGUUGUCCUGGGGGCCGCAUGCCCUGCUGUAUUCUUACGACAGUUCCUGGGACGAAUGAUGUUGCUGUAAAAUUCAGGAUCAUCGUCUGUAGUUCAGCGGCGGUGGCUUGGAUCGCAGCAUCGAGGGACAUGAUGUCGUUAUGAUUGUGGUGCAGCUAUGGUGAUCGAUGGCUUAUGAAGGGAUUGCUGAAGUGGAAGAGGAGUGGUAGGAGGUUGUCAUGGGAGGUGAAGGCCGCAAGUUGCUAGCGGGCCAACCACGGCACCUCUCGACAGCGAGCAAACAAAUCUCUCUCUCGAGUCAUAACAUCAAGGGCAUGCAAAGCCCACUUGUUUGGGGACAGCGCCAGUAUGGACAUCUAGCAGAGCCAGAGUGCUCCCAUGGACUCCUACUGUCUUCGCUGGAUCGAUCACCAACGUCACCUAGGGUAGGCAGACUGUGAAAGUUGAACUCCUUACCCUCCAGCAGUGUCUUUCCAACUCACGAGACCAACAACAGCCACGAAACAGUGAGGACCCGAUACGCAUGGUGACCAUUCUUCGCCAUCACACGGCGCGUCCAUGUUGAGAGCUGGAGCUCAAAUGGAGCGUUGUCCAUGGCUCGAACAGCGAUUCGUCCUA